Messenger RNA from Sardina pilchardus (European sardine), 2693 nucleotides. RefSeq names its product purine nucleoside phosphorylase-like. Gene Ontology annotation, molecular function: purine-nucleoside phosphorylase activity. The record is from RefSeq and is a predicted model, not a curated record. The transcript is spliced from 6 exons. Gene Ontology annotation, cellular component: cytoplasm. Bases 175 to 1065 code for a protein of 296 amino acids. Gene Ontology annotation, biological process: nucleoside metabolic process. Lineage: Eukaryota; Metazoa; Chordata; Actinopteri; Clupeiformes; Clupeidae.
UAAUAUAGGCCUACCCACUUCGUGUCGCAGGCUGAAGCAUUGUCGUGGAGGAUUUGGAACGAAUCGGAAAGGCUGUUUAUUCAUUUUUCAGUCAUAACAUUAGUCUAUUAUUUGUCGGAUCUCUAUUUAUAUUGGUGUUUAACUGUAUUUCUUCUUACGAUCGACGUCAUCAUAAUGUUUCCUGAAUCUAACGCUGCUCCGGGGUACACGUAUGAUGAGUGCAAAGCCACAGCUGAUUGGCUACUUAGCCAGCUGUCUAUGCGCCCCCUUGUGGGCAUCGUGUGUGGCUCUGGGCUCGGACGCCUGGCCGACAGCCUGAAGGACCAGGUGGUCUUCAAGUACAGUGACAUCCCCAACUUUCCCAAAAGCACAGUGCAUGGCCACGCUGGCAGAUUGGUGUUUGGAACUCUGAAGGGGACAUCAUGCGUGUGUAUGCAGGGACGUUUUCAUCUCUAUGAGGGUUACCCCAUUCAGAAGAUCACGCUGCCCAUCCGAGUGUUCAAGCUGAUGGGAGUGGAGACCGUGAUCCUGACCAACGCGGCCGGAGGCCUCAACCCAGACUACAGGGUGGGAGACGUCAUGAUCAUCAAGGACCACAUCAACAUGCCGGGAUUCGCCGGUGUCAACCCUCUGGCCGGCCCUAACGAGGACAGGUUCGGAGUGCGUUUCCCCUGUAUGUCUGAUGCCUACAACCGUAAGCUGGUGCACCUGGCCCACCAGGUGGGGACGGAGCUGGGCUUCGAUGAGUUCCUGCGCGAGGGCGUGUACUGCGUGCUGGGUGGGCCGUCCUUUGAGACUAUCGCAGAGUGCCGCAUGCUGAACAAGCUGGGAGCUGACGCCGUCGGGAUGAGCACUGUCCACGAGGUGAUCGUGGCGCGUCACUGUGGCAUGCGUGUGUUUGCCCUUUCACUCAUCUCCAACCAGGCGGUGAUGGACUACGAGAGCGAGGAGCGGGCCAAUCACGAGGAGGUCCUCCAGACCGGUGACGAGCGUGCCAAGCAGCUGGAGAUGUUUGUGUCCACCUUCGUCUCCCGCCUGGAGCACGCCAGCAAUGGCACAAACUGAGCACGCUCCAAUCUACUAGAUGCUACAACGCAUGACACAGCAUAAAAAAUAUACAAAAAAAAAAAAUAAUAAUGCAUACUUCCGCUCCAUUAGGAGACAAGCCAGUUGGACCAAAAUAUAUUUAUAUAUAUUUCUACUCGCACUGACUAGGUACAAGACAAAUGAUCUAAUUAACAAUUGUACAUUCAGCUAGUAUACAUGUCAUACUAACCAGCAGAAGGUGUUUGCUACAGGGUGAGGUUUUGUAUUACAGCUUACUGUAGCUUUCAGUUUUUGUUUUUGACCUAUGUUUGUAUUAGGGCUGCACAAUUAUUGUAAACCUAAUCGCAAUAUGAGCAAUAUAAUAGCUACAAAUAAUCGCAGAUGGUUCAUUUAGUCAAAUUUCUGUCUUUUUAAUUCAUUUCUUCCUGGUUGACUAUGUCAUUUCUGGUUGGUGGCUGUGCAUAGUGCAUGAGAGGUACAGACAUUCUGAUGGGUGAGCUUUACAGUUGGUCACAGAGGGUUCUGUGUCUCUUAUGCACUGGGCUUGCUCACCAAUCAGGGGUGGUAAAAAUUAAAGGAGAUAUUUGGAAUAUUGAACUGACAUUCACUGACGUUCAACAAUCAUAUCGCAAAUCACAGUCUCAAUCCGAAUAUCUGUCAGAAAAAUUGCAAUUAGAUAUUUUCCUGAAAUGGUGCAGCCCUAGUUUGUAUACAUUAUCUUCCGGUCCUCUCAUUGGUCUAAUUUUAUUGGAGGCAUUUUUCCGUUGACAUUCCUUGUGUGCCAGGACCACAGUGUGCCAGCUCUGAUAGAUCAGCUGGCUGGAGUUCACCCUAAUGGAGCUGGUCACUUAGUGCCUGUUUGGAGAGAGAGUGUGUCUAUGCAGAGUGAUAGCGUAGUGUCUGUUUGGAGAGGGUGUGUGUUUGUGCAGAGUGAAUGCGUAGAGUCUGUGCAGAAGGAAAGUCUGGGUGUUUGAGGUGUGAGUCUUAAAAGCUUCUCUGUUUGAAGUCUAUUAUUAUCAUUGAGAAUAACUUCCUGCUGUGCAGUGUGGGUAUUGUAAAUCCUAAAUGGCCUUCAUGGCUGUGGGAUCAUUCCAAUUUAUUUGCAUAAAUUAUUUUAAGAUGUGAAUCUUACUUACUGAAACAUCGCCUGACAUAUACAGAGUAAUUUAAUUUAAUAUUUGGAUGUCUAAAAUGUUUUUUAUUUGGUUACAGAGAUAACUGUUUUGUAUUUCUAUCUUAAUUAUGUCUCAAGCACCUGCAUUUGUAGCAUUGACAACUGUGCGUAAUAUUCUUUUUGUUUAGAUAUUUAAAUCACCUUUUAAUUUAAUACAUUUUUAAUUUAUGUUAAUGCACUUACACUCCAUAAAAUAGAGUUCUGCUGAGAACUGAACUGCACUGUACUGUUUAAAUGGUAAUGUAAUCCAAUUGCAAUGACUGCUACUAUUUUAAAGCCUUUUACCGUUCUACUUUGUAGAGGUAUUUCUGUCCUAAUGAAGUCCUAGUUUGCACGUGCAGUUAUCAGGGAGGUUAAAAGCCAAACUGUACAUCUGUAUUGUGACUGUCUGAAGAUUGUUUGACUCUCACUCACCUGUUCAGUGGUUUUCACUCUGACUGUUUCAAAUAAAACAUUUAAAAAUUCAAAUGUA